Molecule: messenger RNA, 3566 nt
Organism: Mizuhopecten yessoensis (Yesso scallop)
Lineage: Eukaryota; Metazoa; Mollusca; Bivalvia; Pectinida; Pectinidae
Product: vicilin-like seed storage protein At2g18540
Exons: 5
Coding region: 124-1407 (427 amino acids)
Source: RefSeq, a predicted model, not a curated record
CGUCCGUGUUGUCUAGAAUAAAUGGUGGUUGUGUUCUACCGACUAUAGAACAACUUGAUAUAGUUAAGUGUAUCAUAGGAAGAGAAGAUUAGAACAGGACAUAAAGAACACCAAAUUACAGUCAUGGAUCCUAUACUUGUUGCGGUUGAUACAGCAUUGUUGCAGCACUUAGAAUACGGAGACAAUCUUAGACGAUUAAGUGACUGUGAUACCGGUUCAGGUUUGGAAUCACAGGAUGCAAUAUUGAUGGAGAUUCUUCAGGAUAUGUGUGUGUUUCAACAUUACUACACAGGCGAUGGAGCCAUUAAUACCCCUGUGUUAGAUAGAGUGUUCUGGGAAACCCUAGAUUUAUCAACACUAAGCAUUACCUUCGUGUCAAAUGGUGCCUACAUCUACGUCAACACUGGAUGUGACGACCUCGGAUCUACCGUGGAACACCAGCAGUUGGUGUCGGACGUUGACCAGUAUGCUGGAUACAUGGAAGAAAUGUUUGUUGUUGGAAAUGUGGUUGCUUUGGAAGCAUCUGACCCAGCUCAAGACUGGAUCAGUCAGCAAAUGGUUAAACCACACGUUAGAGUGUUACAGGACAUGUUAAAAUUCACAGAUGUUCAGAUAAAAGUUGGAUUGGAAAACCUUCGAAGAAGAGGUGAGGAGAUCACCUUUAUGAGCCUGCUGGACACCUUGAUUCUGACUGAGGAUGCUGUGGUUAAUGUUUAUGUUGGGACGAGGAAGUAUGCCUUCUCUGCUGAUGUCAAGCUUGUACUCCAUGAAUGUUUUGAUCAAUACCAGAGAGAACCAACAAUGGCAGAAUUUGAUGAGGAAUGGAAUCGCAUCAAAGGUACUGGCAUAGAACAUUUGAUCAACCUUGUGAACUUGGAGAGAACAAGGGCUGAACAGGCAGAUGUCAGGGCUGACAGGGCACGUGUGGAGAAACUUGAGGCCAUGAGGCAGACUAACACUGCCAUGGAGGACAGGAACGAUGCUCAGCAGGUUAUGAAUGCUGCCAUUGAGGAAAUAAUACAGGCACAAAAUAGGGAAGGUGUUCUAGUGGACAGGAGUGAGAGAGCAGAGGAGGAGAAGAGGAGAGCAGAGGAGGAGAAGAGGAGAGCAGAGGAGGAGAUUGUAGUGAGAAAGAAAAACGAGCAACUGUUAGAGGAGGAGAAGAGGAGAGCAGAGGAGGAGAAGAGGAGAGCAGAGGAGGAGAAUGUAGUGAGAAGGAAAAGGGAGCAGCUGUUAGAGGAGGAGUUAGCAUGUGAAAAGAUGAGAAAGAAAAUUAGAGCAGAGCUAUAUGAACAGGAAAAGAGGAAAUUUGAAGAAGAAAAAGCUAUGAUGGCAGCACAGUUUGAGGAGGAGAGGAGAACUCUUUUGUUACGGAUACAACAAAUAUCAGGAUGUGCACAAGCGUGAUCAGUGUGGAAUGUGUGUUUGUAUGUUUAGUGGUCUGAAUUUGGGUGUAUGCAUGGGUGUGUUCAAAUUCAAAAAGACGGUAUGCUACAUAUACAUGUAGUAGGUUUUGUGUACAUGUGACAGACACUACAGUAAGAUUUGAGUCCAGGGUAAGUAACUGUGUACAGGCUGCAGUCACACCAGCACUUGGAGUCUACGUCAAGCUGAGUUUUAGACAUACCUACUGUAUAAAGGAUAAUUUCCUUGGUGAAUAUAUUUUCAUGCUUUUUGUGGUAUGUGAAACCAUAAUCUCGACAAUCCUGCUGUAACUAUUGAUGUAUGUUUAAGAUAAUAUUCAGAGUACAGAGGGACCAUCAAGACUGACAUACUAGGUCUAACCAUUUUAUUUCAUUAUUACAGCCAGUUACAAAAUUUAUACUGAAACAUUUCAGUGACACUUUCUACCUGAAUACACUUGAUACAAUACAUUUUCUGGAAAAAACACCCACACCUGGCUGUUAGCAAUAACACCAUUUAAGCAAUGAGUGUAUUACUUUUCUUUGGUGUUUAUCAUAAAAAUCAGUUUGUCAAACCAACCCAUACAUCAAGCCUAUACUGAUGUGUAAUGUAUAAUAUAUAGGGGAAAUCUGAGCUCAGGUUAAGGCUGACUGGAAGUGUUGGUGAUACUGAGGCCUAGACUCUGUGUUAAUUUCUGUACUGUACAUGUUUUCUGUGUGAGUGUUUGUAGGAGAGUGAACUCGUCAUUUCAUUGGCUAUAAAUGUGAUAUGAAUGUAGAUUCUACUAGUGUGUCUGAUUGUCAUCUUUUACAUCAUUAUCUGAAUGUGAAUACCUCAUCAAUUAUAUCUUCAUCAUAAUGUAAAUAUUUCAUCAACUAUAUCAUCUACCAGUAAGUGUAAAUAUUUCAUCUAUUACAUCUUCACCAUGUAAAUAUUUCAUCCACUAUACCAUCUACAAGUAGUUGUAAAUAUAUGUAUCAUCUGAGUGUAAAUAUCUUAUCUAUUAUGUCGACUGAGUGAAAUCUCAACUAUUAAAUUAUCAAACUGUAAAUAUCACCUCCUUUACAUCUUCAUUGGAAUGUAAGUAUUUGAUCUGUUACUUCACUCGAGUAUGAUAUUGAUUACAUCAUCAUAUGAGUGUAAAUAUCUAUUAUAUCAUCUGAGUGUAAGCUGAACUACACAGGUAUCUCAGACUGUAAAUUUGGCCUUCUUUACAUAUUCAUUCAAAUGUCAAUAUUUUGUCCAUUAGAUCUUCGUUUAGAUCUUCGUUGGAGGGUAAACUCACCCAUUACUUCAUCAUCUGUAUGAAUAUCUCCUCCAUUACAAGGACAUCAUUAGUUGAGUGUGGAUGUUUAAAUCAUGACAUUGUUGCGUCCAUAUUUUUCCUACCAUGCUGCGAAAAAGUAUAUUAUCUGGAAGUCUAUCAUGAGGUUUUAAUCAUAACAGAUUUCUGUUUAUGCAGAAAAAGGUUAUGAAAUUUAUAUUUUGAUAAAAUAUAAGACGUGAGUUUCAUAAAUCACCUUUUUCGUCCUCAUAUAGUAGUUGUUUGGUAUGAGAGGAAGUCCAUACACAAAGGGAGUUUUUGCAUCAACAUUUUCUUUCAUGACAUUUAAUUUGUUGUGGUGCAGUACAAACUUUGAUAAAGGAAUGUUACUGUAAAAUGGGAAACUUUUUGCCCUGAUAUUAUUUUCUCCUUUUCAACCUUGAAUGAGAGAAGAACACAUUCAACCUGUAGAACUGGGAUCUAUAAAGUUAGCAGUACUGCUCAGUGUGUGUUGACAAAUCUGUUCUAGAAGGCUAAAGAUUGCAAAAGUUUUACAUUUACAGUAGCAAGUCUGUUUAAAUUUAAUUAUCAAUAACAUGUUAUUAUUUUUGUUAUUGAUAUUUCGAAUGGCAGCAGUUAUGAUGUUCUCGACAGUUAAAUAUUCAUGUAGCUCGUCAGCAAUUAGGGCAACACAUGUUAAUUUGUAAAUAUUUUUGUAAUCAUCAUGCAGAUUUCACUGUUUAUAUUUAACUUAAUCAUGUACCUCAACUUGAUUUCAUUGAUAAUUUGUUUCAGUUAAUCAACACUUUCAACUCUGAUUAAAAAGUUUAAAAAAAUAUGAACUGAGGUACUUUGUAUAUUAAUGGAUCAAUUUAUACUGAUCAAUUCAAUUAUAUUU